Juglans regia (Persian walnut) is the source of this 2308-nucleotide messenger RNA. RefSeq names its product Holliday junction resolvase MOC1, chloroplastic-like. The coding region runs from base 2 to 970 and encodes 322 amino acids. The transcript is spliced from 7 exons. Gene Ontology annotation, molecular function: crossover junction DNA endonuclease activity. Lineage: Eukaryota; Viridiplantae; Streptophyta; Magnoliopsida; Fagales; Juglandaceae. The record is from RefSeq and is a predicted model, not a curated record.
GAUGAUACUCGACUCCAUUCCUCGGACUGGUGCAAUUUGUUUUUGUUUUUAUUUUUCAACCGUGGAGAAAGCGUGCUGUUUUGAUGGAAUGGAAGCCCUCCAAAUGAGUCCACAGAAGCAACCAAGCAACACCUAUUUCAUGAACUCACUCUCCUCCAAGCUCAACCCAACCUUCUCCUACUCUUUCAAACUCCGAGCCUUCUUCUGUACCUCUUCUCUAACUCCAUUAAAUUUAGAACCAGCCCAAAACCUUCUAACCCAACCUCCAAUUCUUACUCCAACAAAAACAAAAGCCGCUCUUUCCAGUAACGGUGUUGCGGGCAGGGUUGUUGAGGCCUCGGCUGCUCGACUCAAGGAGAACUGGUUGGAUUCCCUCACCUGCCCUUUCCCUGAUAAUUCCGCCCCUCUCGAGGACAAUGGGACCAAUGCGGGUUCGGAUUGGGUUCUCGGUAUCGAUCCGGAUACUCAUGGCGCAUUGGCGCUGUUGAGAACCGCUGAGUCCGGUUCUUCUGCUCAGGUAUUUGACUCUCCACACUUGCAAGUACUAGUUGGGAAAAGAGUUCGACGACGUUUAGAUGCCAAGUCUAUUGUUCAGUUGCUUCGCAGUCUUGAUGCUCCCAUUGGAACUACUGCAUAUAUAGAACAAUCAAUCCCCUAUCCACAGGAUGGCAAACAGGGGUGGUGGGGUGGAGGCUUUGGGUAUGGGCUAUGGAUUGGGAUCUUGGUCGCCUCUGGAUUUUCUGUUGUUCCAGUGCCAUCUAUAUUAUGGAAAAACCAGUUUGAACUCUUUGGAGGGAGAUCUACGAAGGAUGAUAGCCGGACAGUUGCAUCCACAUUAUUUCCAUCAUUGGGUCCCUUACUGAAAAGAAAAAAGGACCAUGGAAGGGCUGAAGCUCUACUUAUUGCUGCCUAUGGCAAGGGCAUGAAGAAGUUAAACCCAUCAUGCACAUCAGAUGAAGUGUUGCCUUAAUAUGGCAGAUUGCACCGGCAUCUCUCUUUAACUACAAGAUCUUAAUAUGUGCCAGUUGUCAAUUCUCUGAAAGCAUGUGGUGGAAUGAGUUAUUGAAUGAGAAGUGAACUAGAGCAGCUCAAUAGAUUCGCUUUUGUCAGGGCUCUGGUGUUUCUCUCAGAUUCAAAAGAGACCUGGUAGAAGGCUGAUAUAACCAUUUUUAUUGCUGACCAUAUGAAGUCACAUCAUGUACAUCCCGCUGUAGUGUUGCAGGAGUAUUAGAUAUUUGAAAAAGUCUUUGUUUUUGGAAAAAAGGGCUAUUUCUUCUUGCCAUAUCUUUGCACUCUGUCUUUCUUAUAUGCUAAAUUAUGAUUUGCAGUUCAGAUAGCCAACUAAAACAAAACAAAUGCCUAAGGACCUGAGUUUUAUCCAUUCCAAUCUCUAAAAUGAGAGGAGAUGAUGAUACAUGGAAACUGUUUUUCAAAGUGUUCUAUUAUGAGGCGAAUGAGAUUGCGUUAAAUACAGAGGGUUGCUAGAAUGAUUUUCCUGUGGACAUGAUAGCAUGGAGCUGUGACAAUCAAUGAGAAAAUGCUUUUGGCUGUGGUGAUGAAAGUAGGAGAAAAAUAUUGAUUUUGAUCAAGUUAUUGGUUGAUUUCUACACUUCUGCUGACUUCUAAUGGAAUAAACCUUUGGACUAACAAAGUUGAGGAUGUGAAGAUGAGAACUUGUUAUAUUGAUCCUAAAUAAAAAGAGGGAUGAAGCUAAUUGAAGGCAUAUGGAUUUUGGAGGAAUUGUAAUUUGUGGGGAGGAUGAUUGGGAAUUAUGGUGCACUCAUAGGGAGAAAUUAUUGGAUCUGAUGAAGGUGAUAUUGCUGUGAAUCCCUUCUGGACAAUGUCGGCGGAGAGAUAAAGCCCGGGACCGGCUUUUGUUAACUCUUUCAAAGCAAUAUUUAUAAAAUUGGUAAAGAAGUGGAAUUCAUUUCUCCCCCUGAAGAUAUUGAGAAGAGAGAUCUUAUUACUGAAAUAAGGUUGGUAAGAAAUGAGGAAAUAGCAUAGUGCUAAUUGGUUAUUUCUUAGAAUCCUCACCUUACUAAGUUGAUGUUCAGUAAUGUUGAAUCUUGGAAAUGAUGUGUAAAAGUUCUUUUGUUUUGUUGGAAGAGAUUAGACUAGCAUUGCCUCUUCCAAUUUAAUAAUGUUCUAAGUUUAGAACACAUCCCUUUUAUAGAAAAGAAUAGACAACCACUCGUCAACUUUUCAGAGGAAGUGCUCAUGGAUGGGGUGUGGUUAGUUGGCCGUUUUGUGCUCCUCACCCUACCUAAGUGUGAAAUUUUUGUGGAUAAAUACACCUAAAAUCUUUAAA